Lathyrus sativus (Indian pea) is the source of this 138-nucleotide messenger RNA. The record is from the annotation of a GenBank genome assembly. NCBI's taxonomy places the organism in Eukaryota, Viridiplantae, Streptophyta, Magnoliopsida, Fabales, Fabaceae.
AUGUUCAAGGGGGCUGUUUACCUGAACAAUUCCGAUAACGUUAGUGAGACGGAAAGUAGAAAUGCGGGCCCCAUCAUUCAUGCUAGAUGUUUAUCAGAGAACAAAAUAUCUGUUGUGACCAAUACAAAGCUUGAUUAA